AUUCUAAAAGGUUCUUUCUAUCCCAAAAGGUGUAUCCAUGGACGCAGCCGUAUCUCCCAGAUCAUUCCUCAGUCACAUCUCUCCCUCUAUACUAAUUGCAGGGCAUAUUUGUUGGUAUUGUCUGCGUCCUUUUACAGACUUGUCUACUGGUCAAUCCAGGUUGAAUCGAGCUACCUGCUCUGGUUGCAAGCGUGCUUGGUAUUGUAGCAAAGAGUGUCAGAAGAAUGAUUGGAGAAUAGAACAUAAAGCUCUUUGCAAAGCUUUCCAAGGUGCGAACAAGAGGGAUCGUACUAUGGGACAUGACGCGUCAGCGACCCGAAAGGAGCGCAUGUUCUGCAGGGACAUUUGUUCAAACGCCUUUUCGAUUCCCACUAUUAAUGAUGAAUAUGGGACGUUUCCUCUUGCAUACAUAUCUCAGGAGAUAAAAUGCGCUGUCUGCUUACGGACCCCAUUUCACAGCGAGGUUUACUUCAACAUGAACUCCUGUCCGACGUGUAAACUGGCUUGGUGGUGUUCGCCAGAGUGCGGCGAGCAAUUCUCCGUAUACCACACCCCGAAACUUUGCGCUCACAUGAGCGACGUCGAAGCCGUCGAGCACCUCACCAUCGCCUACGCUCUCGCUCGUCGUACCAGCAGACAAUUCAUGCAACGAAGCCACGUCCCCAGGAGUUCGUACCUCCCUCUUUCGGAGCUUCGCGGCUGGGCAGAAUAUGGCCGUUUGUUCCCUGAUUUUGAGUAUUCCGUGCAUAUGAACGCUAGGGAGUUCCAGCACGUUCAUCCUAGUGCUGAGAAGGCCAUUGCUUUGAUGGCUAAGGAAGCGGCUAGCGUGACGCUCACUAUUCUCGCUGCACUUGAGGACACUGUACCGGACUUGUCUCGUCGUACGCGUCUUUGUAUCCAUAUAGCCGGUGCGGCGCAUAGGGAGCUGACCUGUUCGGGCCUGAUGGAAGAACUGCUGCAUUUCCUCCCCUGCUUGGAGCAUGUUACAGUGGUCUAUACCGGUCCAGAGAUCACACUCCCCCCAAGUCCCCAAAAUCUGGCUUGCGUCAAAUGUCAGAACCGUGGCUGGUCGCGUACCUCUGUAUUCCACGAAGGGUCUUAUGCAGAUUUUGACGAUGAAGCGCAUCCUCCGGAUCUCAUCGCGGUUCUUAAUUCGGGGUUUACGGAGAUGGAAACGGGGGGCUGGCAGGCUUCGUUGCGGGUGAUCUUGGAUAGUGGGAAACCAGCGCUGUUCACUGCGUACUCGCAGAUGGAAGCGGAAUGGGAGGAGAAGACGAUGAAGGAUACGGGAGCGCGCGUCGUUAGGAGUACGGAGCUGAAUAAGUGGCAGGGGCUCAGUCCAACUGUUCCAAAGGAAAGGUCAACGCUUGACAGUAUUGUGUUUACUUACUCUAACCAGUUUCGCUUCAUUAUUCAAGGACGGGUCUAAAUGAAUAAUACCUUGCUGUGAUUCUCGACGAUACAGAUUUAAGCACUACUGACGGUGAAGCGAUAAUUACUGGAAUAAAUAUUGAAGACGGCAUUGAAAAUUGGCAAUGGUUUCUUGUUGUAAUCUACAUCUGUCAUGAUAUCCAACUGGAGACGAUGAAGGACGCCGUGGAUAAAAGUAAAUCGAGAAUUCCGGAACAGAUCUUUAGGAAUUCUG
This is a messenger RNA of Desarmillaria tabescens, 1645 nucleotides long. RefSeq lists its product as uncharacterized. Bases 38 to 1429 code for a protein of 463 amino acids. The transcript is spliced from 4 exons. NCBI's taxonomy places the organism in Eukaryota, Fungi, Basidiomycota, Agaricomycetes, Agaricales, Physalacriaceae. The record is from RefSeq and is a predicted model, not a curated record.